AUGGACGAUAAUUUCAGGAAAUUGGCCGACCAGGCGAUGAAAAGCCUACAUGAGAAUGCUUGGCUCAAUGGUCUCCACAUUCCGGAGCGCGAAAUGGAAGCUAUGCGCAGAGUUCAGAAUACCUACGUCGUUCAGCUAGGUAGCCUUCCGGAGGUCGGAUACAAACUCAGGAUCCGUCUAAUCUGGGACUAUGAUAGGAUCUGGGGGAUGUUUGAUUUCGGGUGUAGUAGAGGACUGUUCUUGAUUGAUCCAGGUCUGAAACCAAUAGACUGCGCCGACAACGGUCAGCUUUUGCCAUUUACAUGGCGUGGCGUGAACAAAGACUCCCCAGAUGACCCCUACGGUUAUGAAGAAGAAGCAAAGGGAGAGAUCUGCAUAAAUGCGCGGAAGGAAACUCUGGAGGGUUUCUUCGGGUUCAUGGGGGGUAAUGGCACCGCUGGCAGGGAUAGGAAAUGUGCUUUUCACGCGAAGCGACAUUUUGGCCCGCAAGUGGUCCCCAAUUCCCUAGAGAACAUUGUGAAGGAAUGGAACGAUUAUUGUCCUGAUUUCAGACAAGAAACAGUGCGCCAAAAUCUGACCGACUCGGCAUUUGCAGAGUAUCUUGAGACCAACAACCAAGUUGCUAUCAGAAAAUCUCUACAGGCCGCUCCUGACGACAUUGAAGCGGCCGGAACAUUUAUAACAAAUGGCAGCGACGCAACUGCUGUCAACCCUGGUCUGCACAUUUCAAAUGUAGGCAGCAUCCGGCUUCCCAUUUUCGCCGAAGAAGCAAAAGCGAUCAUAAAGUCCUGCCGACUGAGCCCUUACGGAAAGGGGACUGAAACCCUGAACCCACAAUGGAACGCACAGGUCGACCGUUACGUUCACAAGGCGGCCACUGGUCUCGGUCUUGAGGCGAAAUCUGUGGAGGUCAAGGCGGAAUUUUACAAACUGCUUGUAUAUGCGAAAGAUGCUUUCUUCCUGCCGCACCAGGAUUCAGAAAAAGCAGAUGGGAUGUUUGGCACCCUUAUCAUAUCUCUACCCUCGAAGCACGAGGGCGGGAACGUGAUCGCUUCUCACAGGGACAAAAAGCUGGAAUUUGCAACGGCGCCAAACUCGGAAUUUGGGUAUACAUGGGCCGCUUGGUAUGCUGAUGUCUCACAUGAGGUCAAGCCCGUUACCUCUGGAUAUAGGAUUGUUCUGAAUUACAACUUGAUCCAUCGUGCGUCCGCUGCGCUCUUACCGUUCCGCAGCAACAGAGCAGAAAAUCUCACCGAUUUGCUUAAAUCGUGGGCUCUCGCCGCCAAAAGACCCGGGCAAUACCUCGAUGGCUGGGAUGAGUCUGACUUCCGUGAAGCCUGUCCACCAGCUCUAAUCUAUAUUCUCGAGCAUCAGUACACUGAGGCAGAGCUUAGUUUCACCCGCCUCAAAGGAGUUGACCGACCCCGCUUUGCAGAACUGCAGAAUGCUUGCCAAAAAGCAGACUUUCUCAUCUUUCUAGCUAACAUUGAGAAAAACGAGACUGGUGAGGUGUGGGAUGAUAUGGAUGAUGAUUACGGUGGCUAUUAUGGCCGCGGAGGCUACGACAGUGAUGGGUUUCACAGCCUUCAAGACAUAGAUGAAUCCAAGCUUGAGCUUUGCCAUGUUGUGAACGCUGACGGCCAAGUAGUUGGAACACAUAUGCCCUUUGUUGAAAACAUGCUGGUUUCAGCAGAUGCUUUCAAUCGCGACCCAGAUGAUGAGGACUUCAGUGGGUUCACGGGCAACGAGGGUGCUACGGCAACCUACUUUUACAAAGAAACUGGCGUUUUGAUACUCCCAAAAGAAUUUCACUGCUUGUUUCAGCUGCAAAAGUUGAAGGGUUGUGAUGAUGGGGUCGAACGAGCCCUUGAGGAAAGCCACCGUCUCAUGAAAGAAUAUCCCAAUGAUACGAAGGCCAAAGAAAGAGUAUUGCGGGUUUGCAGAGUCGCGCUUGAGUCAAAGUUAGCGACAGAUUCAGUUAUGCAAAUUGCCCUUGAACUGGAUGACCUGCCACUCUUUCGCCGGAGCAUGGGCAAAUUGUGGACUCGAUUCUCGACCCCUCAAAGCUCUCUGAUUGCCAACAUCAUUUUCCUGCAUGGCCUGGAAGUCAUUCGCUCCGCACUAGAUAGUUAUUUCUCGGCAAAAUCCGGAUUUCAGUAUAAAAAUCUUUUGUUGAGUGAACAAUUGACCUCGCUCUCUCGACUGGCCGCAGAAUAUCAAUCGCUGUGUGAGAGACAGGACCGGAAGCCAUCGGCGGAAGUAACAGAACGGUGCGACAGCAUUUUGGAUAAAAUUCUUUCCACUAAACUUAAGGGAUUCGAAUCAGAAGGUCCCCUUCUGGCAGAAUCUUUGAGUGAAUCCCCCGCACCUGGAUUUCUCCAAAAAUCUGUUACCUUCCUGGAGAAAAACAUGUCACAGAAGCCGUUGAUCUUGUCAUUCAUCGUCUCGGUUCAUGACUUCCCGGAAACAGGAAACCUAGACAAGGGAGAGGUGGGUGAAGCGAUAGAUCGGCUGUUCCCAACGGCCAUCAAGAAUUUCACAGUGGAAAGCACGUUACCUUUGGAUUAUCAAGACAGGUAUCUCUGUUGGUCUUAUCCAUCCCGUUCAAAGCCUUCCCGGGUUUCCCCGGACUGGGUAGUCAAGCUGGUUAAGCUAGCGGAUGCCACGCAUAUUGACACCACAGGAAUAAUGGAUACACUUGUCGAAUACGCGGCGAAUGCCAAACCGGCUACCACAAAGCGUGCCGUUUCGCCCGGUGAACAGACCUUCUUCACAGAGUUCCUCAAAGCUUACGUGACUAAUUACAUCAAAAUUGUGCCUCCUCCGCCACCCGACUGGAAGGAGCGCACUUCUAUUAACUGUUCCUGCGAUGACUGUCGUACCCUGCGCCAGUUCAUCAAUGACGUCAAUGCCACCAGCAAGGAUUUCGCCAUGGCAGAGAAACGCAGAAAGCAUCUGGACCAACAACUCGACAAGUCCUACUUUUUCACGAGCACUGUCAAAUCAGGUUCGCCACAUAGACUACGAGUGGAGAAGACGAAAGCUAAAGAGGUUUCCAACUUCAUCGGAUGGAUCAAGCGCGCACAAGCUGGACAAGCUCAACUGGACCGGUUGUCUCAGCAGACACCCCUGAAAAAUAUUUUGGGUGACAAUUACAACUCUAUUGUCGACCACGAGAACCUCAAGUUUCCCAAGAAACUCCCACCAUCUAUUUUGAGUUUGAUCCAAAAGAACCCCUCAAAGGCGGGCCGAAGCACUGUGCCGCAGAAACGUGGUUACCGGGGCUGAGAAUGAAGUGGUGAUUCCCAUUUGAGGAAUCUGUACGUAUGCAAAAGUUAUUGUUUACAGCGGUUCGAAUUAGCUGCAAUGGUCUUUUAUUAGGGC
This is a messenger RNA of Aspergillus melleus, 3384 nucleotides long. RefSeq lists its product as uncharacterized. Bases 1 to 3288 code for a protein of 1095 amino acids. NCBI's taxonomy places the organism in Eukaryota, Fungi, Ascomycota, Eurotiomycetes, Eurotiales, Aspergillaceae. The transcript has 6 exons. The record is from RefSeq and is a predicted model, not a curated record.